Molecule: messenger RNA, 4029 nt
Organism: Alexandromys fortis (reed vole)
Lineage: Eukaryota; Metazoa; Chordata; Mammalia; Rodentia; Cricetidae
Gene: Irak1
Product: interleukin 1 receptor associated kinase 1
Exons: 15
Coding region: 106-2358 (750 amino acids)
Biological process (GO): signal transduction; protein phosphorylation
Molecular function (GO): protein binding; ATP binding; protein kinase activity
Source: RefSeq, a predicted model, not a curated record
GAGGCCGGCGUGAAGGGGAAGUGAGUCAGUGUUUGUGGACCCGGCCGGCUCAGGCCCGCGCCAGCCGAGGCCCCGAGAGGCCCCGGCCCGGCGGCGGCGUCAGCCAUGGCCGGGGGGCCGGGUCCUGGGGAGCCUGUGGUUCCCGGCGCCCAGCACUUCUUGUACGAGGUGCCACCCUGGGUUAUGUGCCGCUUCUACAAAGUGAUGGACGCCCUGGAGCCCGCCGACUGGUGCCAGUUCGCGGCCUUGAUUGUGCGCGACCAGACAGAGCUGCGGCUGUGUGAGCGCGCCGAGCAGCGCACAGCCAGCGUCCUGUGGCCCUGGAUCAACCGCAACGCGCGCGUGGCUGACCUCGUUCACAUCCUCACGCACCUGCAGCUGCUGCGUGCGCGGGACAUCAUCACAGCCUGGCACCCUCCUGCCCCUGUUCUGCCCCCAAGCACUGCUGCUCCAAGGCCCAGCAGCAUCUCUGCGGGCUCCCAAGCUGAAGACUGGAGCCCCCGGAAACUGCAGUCCUCUGCCUCCACCUUCCUCUCCCCAGCUUUUCCAGGCUCCCAGACCUAUUCUGAACCAGAGCUCCUCCAGGUUCCAAUCCCUGCUUCCCUCAGGCCACCACUGCCAUCUUCAGCCCCUUCCUGUAGUAAGCCAAGCCCAGAGACCCCAAUGUCUGACCUCCAAAGGACACAUCCCUCCCCAUUUUGCUGGCCCUUCUGUGAGAUUUCCCAAGGCACCUGCAACUUCUCUGAAGAGCUCAGGAUUGGAGAGGGUGGUUUUGGGUGUGUGUACCGGGCAGUAAUGAGAAAUACCACAUAUGCUGUGAAGAGACUGAAGGAGGAGGCUGACCUAGAGUGGACUGUGGUGAAACAGAGCUUCUUAACAGAGGUGGAGCAGCUGUCAAGGUUUCGUCACCCAAAUAUCGUAGACUUUGCUGGCUACUGUGCAGAAAGUGGUUUCUACUGCCUUGUUUAUGGCUUCCUGCCCAAUGGCUCCUUGGAGGAUCGACUCCAUCUUCAGACCCAGGCCUGCUCCCCCCUCUCCUGGCCUCAACGACUGGAUAUUCUUCUGGGCACAGCCCGAGCUAUUCAGUUUUUACAUCAGGACAGCCCUAGCCUCAUCCAUGGAGACAUCAAGAGUUCUAAUGUGCUUCUGGAUGAGAGACUGAUGCCCAAGCUUGGAGACUUUGGCCUGGCUCGUUUCAGCCGCUUUGCAGGGGCCAACCCAAACCAGAGUAGUACUGUAGCCCGGACUUGCACAGUACGGGGUACCCUUGCCUACCUACCUGAGGAGUAUAUCAAGACAGGCCGGCUGGCUGUGGACACUGAUACCUUCAGCUUUGGAGUGGUAAUACUGGAGACCCUUGCUGGUCAGAGGGCUGUGAGGACACAAGGUACCAGGACCAAGUAUCUGAAAGACCUCAUUGAAGAUGAGGCUGAAGAGGCUGGAGUGGCCCUGAAAAACACCCAGCCCAAUCCGCAGGUGGGUGUGGCCACGGAUGUGUGGGCUGCUCCAAUCGCCGCCCAGAUCUAUAAGAAGCACCUGGACUCCAGACCUGGACCCUGCCCACCACAGUUGGGCCUGGCCCUGGCUCAACUAGCUUGUUGCUGCAUGCACCGUCGGGCCAAGAAGAGGCCACCCAUGACCCAGAGGCAAAACUCUCAGCAUACAUUCCUUGCUUGCCCUUUUGGCUCUUCUUUGGGGCGGUACUCUGUGGAACUAAGCGGUGAAGGGCUGCAGCUUCGCUGGGUGGGGCUCAGAUCCCAGUCAAAGGUGUACAAGAGGCUAGAGGGGCUGCAGGCAGGGCCUCCUUGGGAGCUAGAGGUUGCCGGCCAUGGCCCACCUUCCCCACAAGAGAACUCCUACAUGUCCACCAUUGGCUGUGUCCAGAGUGGGGGUGAACCAUGGCAGCCUCUGGUAGUGCCCAAAAGAGCCCAUGUCCAGGCUGCCCAACAACUCCAGAAAAGCCCCAACCAGCCAGUGGAGAGUGAUGAGAGUGUUCCUGGCCUCUCUGCUGCCCUGCACUCCUGGCACUUGACUCCAGGUUGCCACCCAAGCCCAGCAUCCUUCAGAGAGGCUAGCUGUACCCAGGGGAGCACCACCAGAGAAUCAAGUUUGAGGAGUGGCCCAGGCUUCCAGCCCACAACCAUGGAAGGCUCAUCCAUGGGCAGCUCCUCCUCCUCAUCAGAACCACCACAGAUCAUCAUCAACCCAGCCCGACAGAAGAUGGUACAGAAGCUGGCCCUGUAUGAGGAGGGGGUCUUGGAUAGCCUGCAGCUGCUGUCAUCAGGCUCUUUCCCAGGCUUGGAUUUAGAACCUAAAAACAGGCAGGGGCCUGAAGAAAGUGACGAAUUUCAGAGCUGAUUUGCCUGUUCACCCAGGCAAGUCCUUCAGACUCAGAUGUCAAAGUUCUCAUGGUUGGAAGUUCUCAUGAUGUGCAACCUCCUCAGUAGCCCAAAGGCAUCAGGUGUGGGACCUACCCUGGCGAAGGAGAAAGUGCUGGACCUGCUGUUCUCAGGGUGCAAGCACAGGCAGGGCCAACUGAAGAGCCUGCAAGAAACUGAUAGGGCAGGCCAGCAUUUGGGAGCAAGGCCAGCAGAGCACCUAAGGGAUGGGGUAGCACAUGACAAAAGACUGCUAGCUACGUGGGACCCAUGGAGGCAAGUGAGGCUGUUUGUAUGGUGGGAGCUGGCUCCCUUGAGAGCUAGACAAGGUAUCUGCAGCCCAGGCUUGCAAUAACUGUUCGUCCAUCCCUCUGAACUUUCCUAGACCCCCAAGAGAAAGUAGCUAUUGUGCUUGUAAAUUGCAAAACUGAGUGUCUUUCAGUUCAGUCCACUAGCUGGAAGUGAGAACUCUGAGGUUUCCCUAAGAGUCCAAUAGAAUCCCCCUCCACAUCUUGGGUGGGUAUGUGCUCGCUUUGCCAGACACCUGUGAGCUGGUUUCAUGUGACUGCCUACUAGGCAGGUUGUCUCUAGACCCUGGAGGUGAGCUGUGGAUGACCCAAGUUGAGCUGUAAAACAAGGUACUGGUUAUGGCAGAAAGGUCUAGCAAAGCCAAGCUUUGUGGUACCCAGACAGUGAGGAGCCCAUAAAGCAGAAACUGAGAGCAAAAAAAAAAAAAAAAAAAAAAAAAGUAUUUGAGGAGGGAGGAAGGCUCCAUUUUAAGAAGCAAGUUUUUGUGUAACCAAGUGUCUUCAAAAGUAACCCAGGGUUAUAGCCCAGGCUUACAGUGAUUCUGUGUUGAGUCACGAGUCACACUACAUGCCCCGUGAAGCACUGGUAACAUCCAGUUUGUCCUAGAGUAAUAAAAGUGCAUUUUAUGUCUGAUUAAGCUUGUUGAUUAAGAAUUUGUUGCACUAAAAGCUUUGUGCUUUUCUAAUACUUUACAUCCUGAUUCUUGGGUAUCCAGUCAAACUUCAGGCCCCUACUGUUAGCAUUUAGGCAUCUGUCCUGGCCUGUCCUGACAUGAGACAUCCUCAGCUGCAGCCACUAAGAGCACCUCCUAUGCACAUUUGCUACAUCCCCCUUAUAAAAGGUGGGCCUUGCCCAUCUCCCCUCUCUUUCUUUCUCUUCCUCUUCCUCUCUUUUUUUCUUCCAUGAAUCUUGUCCCCAGGGACCACUUUCUGCCCCUUCUCUGCCCCCUUCUUUCUCCUCUUGCAAUAAACCUUCCAUGUGAACCCUGUUGCAUGGUAUGAUUUCUCUUCAUGGCAUUUUUAAAUAAAUUACAAUACUUAGCCUCUUUUUAUUCUCUUGCCAUGCCCAGACUGGGGAUAAAUCCCCAGUUGUGCUACCCUUGCUUUCAUGUGCCAUUAAGUUUUUCUUAUAGAUCCCAUGGGUAUUAAUGCUAUUCGAAAUGAAACUUUCAUGUCCUAAUUAUUCAUCAAUCAUAUAUAGAAAUAUAAUUAAGUUUUACCUCUGAUCUUUAUUCUGUGACCUUACUUAAAUGCACUUACUAGUUCCACUUGUUUUGGGAUGACUAUUCUGGGAUAGUGUGUAUACAAUCUUCCCAUCUGAAAAUAAAGACAAUUUUACUUUU